AUGGACAGCCGGCCGGUUGCAACGGCGCCUGGUCCGUACAUUGGACCCGGUUCCUACCCUCCACCACCGUCUGGAGCGCCGCCGGGGGUCUCAGUCGACCCGUACUCUCGGCCGCCUCAGUCUACCACACCCACGGCUCCAUACCCUGGGACAGUCUAUGGAGGACCGCCUCCUGGACCGACGAGUAUAGCUCCAGUUGAGCACAUGUCUGGCCCUGCAGCCUAUCCAAAUCCUUACCCUCAAAAGGCCAGCAUGGUGGAGGGUCCGCGCCCUUCAGCUGCCCUGAACCCUCUUACUACGACGACGCAGGACCUGAAAACGGUCAAGACCGGGACCCAAUUUGCUCUUCGGGAGUAUUUGUCUCUGCAAAGAAAGAGAGGCCGACUGGAUGGUGCCAUGUCGUUAGAGUUGGAGGAUCAAAUCAGGGCCCAAGGUCGUGUCCUGCUAGGUGAUCUUAAGGUCUUGCGGAAGGAGGUUGGAACCCUAAUCAAAGAUGGCGAAAAUCACCGCUGGAGAAACUGGCUCAUCGGUGGGGCUGUAGCAACCUUUAUCCCAGCCGUGAAGCGCAUCUUCCGCCGCCCUUCUGAUAAGACGGAAACCGACGUCCAAGCGUCUAACAGCACCGAGUACGCAUUCUGGCGCAGCAAAGCACUGGUAGCCCGCAUCAAGGAUAGUCUCCUGGGCCGCAACAGCUUCGCCAGCAUCGCCUUCUUUGUCUUUGCUGUACUCUACGUCUUCACCAAUGAGGUUUCUUUGCAGGUGGCCAAGACCGUAUCCAAGCGAUUGAAGCGACUAAGUGCCAAGAUCGAGAGAGGCGAUGUUGAGGUUUUAGACCAGGACAUGAAGCUGCUCGAAGGCUGGCGGUGGAGAGUUCUCAUGUGGGGUCAGUGA
Messenger RNA from Colletotrichum abscissum, 891 nucleotides. RefSeq lists its product as uncharacterized. Bases 1 to 891 code for a protein of 296 amino acids. NCBI's taxonomy places the organism in Eukaryota, Fungi, Ascomycota, Sordariomycetes, Glomerellales, Glomerellaceae. The transcript is spliced from 2 exons. The record is from RefSeq and is a predicted model, not a curated record.